Lycium barbarum (goji berry) is the source of this 1194-nucleotide messenger RNA. RefSeq lists its product as uncharacterized. Lineage: Eukaryota; Viridiplantae; Streptophyta; Magnoliopsida; Solanales; Solanaceae. The record is from RefSeq and is a predicted model, not a curated record. Bases 1 to 1194 code for a protein of 397 amino acids. The transcript is spliced from 4 exons.
AUGUCCGUGUUGAAGUUGAUCACAUUGGUUGAUCAGUGCUGGAUAUAUAUGAAGCUAUUGCGGCUACUCAAGAAAUACUUUUGUUCUAUCUUCAAGAAGAAGAAGCAGAUGGCGAAUGUUGAGAAAGUUGUUGGUGUGAAGAAAGUGAGGCAAAAAGAUCCAGAUGGAUGGGAUGUGACGAUGCCACUCCCGGGAGACAUCAUAGAAGCUGUUGCUGAAUUACCUGCUGAUGAUGACUCCUCCUUUGUUCAGGCCAAUGCAUGGUCAGAGCUAACCUUAUUUCUUGGUAAAAUUGCUGGUCAUUUCAUUUGGUUGAAAGUUAGAAGGGAAGAGAGCGCACUUAAACUCAGAGGAUAUGUCUUAGUUGAAAGACGUCGUUCCAAUCUGCAGAAAAGGUUUGUUGUUAGAGCACCAUCUGAUCACAGACAUCUUGCUGUUAUAGCUGAAUUAACUUCGGCACGUUGCACUGAACUCCAGGAUAUGAGCAGAAGAAUGGUCAAUUCAGGCUCACGCGGGUAUAACCAAAUGGGAUUACAAUAUGACUGGAAGAUAAAGGUGGGUACGUAUCUACCAGAUUCUCGUUCUACAGUUGUUAGCUCCAUCGUUUUCAUGCCUCUGGCAAGAGAGUAUAGAGUAGAAGCCACAAUAGUUCGUACCAUGGCCUGGUUUUCAGCAGCAGUAUCUUCAGGAAUCCCUCUUAGGAGAAACACCAGUGGAAAAGAUCUCACUUGGAGUAGGCAACUAGAUGGCUAUGUUGGUAACCAGUCCGCACAAGGUGUAAGGCUAUGGUAUCUACCAGGAAGUGGAGAGGUUCCACUUGAAUUAACACCUGGACCAGGAGAAACCAGAUUUGGAAUCGACAUUAAACGAACAGAUGAAGGAUUUGUCAGUAUUUAUUCAAUAGCAAAGGGGACAGCUGCAGAACGAGCUGGUUUAGUGCAUUUAUUUGAGCAGGGAAAACAAAGCAAGCACCAUCCAGUGAUCUCAAGGCUAGAAGGAAAGAGUCUUUUGCCAUCAACUGUUAGCCCAGAAGGUCUAAUAUACUGCUGUGAUCAUGCUGAUAUUAAGGAAACUCUCAACUUAGCAAUGGAAAGAAGUGAAAGUAUUAGACUGCAUAUCAUGUCUUGGCCUAAUCAGACAACUCAAAAUACCACACGAUCAAUUGGCGCUGCAGCUCUUAUGCCUCCAAAUUGA